UGGAAGGGGAAGCCUGGCCUGGUCUGCUCUUCUUUCUCAAGAGAAUACUUUCUCGCCGGCGACCGCGGUUGCUUUUGAAUUCAUCGCAAAGCGAGAGACAGAGGGAGCGACGGGAACAGAUCGAUCUCGUUCCGGAAGAUCCGGCGGCGGAAACGGCGACGAGAGAACUUGCUUAGGAACAGGGGGGGGGGAGAGAAUGGAAUUGGAGUAACUCGGUGCGGUAUCCCGCUAAACCGCGCAUUCGGGAAACCGUAUGUUGGCACGCGAUUGGUUAGGAGGCCGGCGAAGCGAGAGGCACAGGCAAUCGCAGAUCCCCCGGCAAUCGAGCGAUGAGUAGUUACAAGGCGCUUCUCCGGCCGAGUCUCGAGGAUUUGGUGUUCGACUCGCUGAGUCAAAUCGGCCAGGAAAGAAAUUCGAACAAUGACGAUGCUCUUUCCGAUGCCGAUUCCGUUAUCCUGAACGGCCCGGACAUCUUCGACUGCGAGAAUCAGGUGCGUUUCGUCAUGGAUUUGAUUCAUCAGCGAGUGGAACAAUCUCAGGUAAUGGGCCUCGAUUCACAUUUGGUUUCGGAGGCCCUGAAUGAAUCCGCCUUCGGUGCUAUUGACGAAGAAGACGAUCAUAAUGCCAUCAGGAGCUUAGAACUCGAUUUAGGGUUAGGGUUUGGUCUAGGCACGCGCGAUUAUUUUGGGGGGUUCCAGGAUGUAUACGCCAAUGAUGAUACCAGCAACAUUGAGUAUCAUUGCAAUACUGUUCUUGAUGAUAUUAUCGAAGACGACAUUUUCUUCAUCAACAGGAGGGUUUCUGGGCUUGAAUCUCGGGUUGUUGGGUUUCACUCGGAUUCAGAGUCGGAGGAGAACGAGAACUCUCUGCUAGCUCUAGAUUUUGGUUCUCAUGACGAAUAUGGAUUGGAUGAUGAUGUUCAUGUGGAAAGCGGUCACUAUGAUUAUGGCAAUGGAGAAGGUGAUGUUUUUGAUGAUGAUGAUGCGAGCAUUACGAUUCCCUUACGUUGGAACUCGCUUUCCUUGGAGGAUCAAAGAGAUCACGAGAAUGGAGAUUUCGAGUGGGAGGAAGUUGAUGGCCAUGUGGAUGAAAGAGAGGUCCUAAGCAUGUUUCUGGAAGAGGAUGAUGAGGUCGACGACGACGACGAUGAGGCCUCUGUAUCAUUCUCAAUCUCUCCAACCAUUUCUCCCGAGGAUAUGGUUAGUGUGGACAGGGUGGUCGGUUCGGGGAAUCUCGAGUGGGAGGUCUUGCUGGAUGCCACUAACUUGGGACCACUUCCAGACCCAGAUCAAGCAGCUCGAUACUUUGCUGGUGGUGGUGGUCACGACGAUGACUAUAUCUACACAGCAGACUACGAGACGGUGUUUGGGCAGUUUGCUGAGAUGGACACGGUGCUUACGACAGGUCAGCCCGCUGCUUCGAGAUUGGUGGUCGAGAGGCUUCCCUCGGUCGUGCUGACCAAAGAAGAUGCGGAGAGUGAUAACUCGACAUGUGCUGUCUGCAAGGACGACAUGAGUGCUGGGGAGAAAGCGAAGCUGCUGCCUUGCUCGCACUGGUAUCACGAGGACUGCAUUGUGCCUUGGCUUAAUAUCAGGAACACUUGCCCAGUUUGUAGGCAUGAAUUGCCUACUGAUGAUCCCAAUUACGAACGGAGGAAGAUGGUGGAAAGAUCGACUUCUGCUGCUUCUGCUUCUAGCCUUCAUCACCACGUGAUUACGAUGUGAUGCGAAGCGAUUAACCUCGUCGUUGUUUGCUGCUGUGGAAGUCCCAUUCCCAGGUUUACGGCAGAGGGUGUUAGUAUUUUUGUGUGUAUCCCCGUGUCAGAUAAGGAGUUACCGGCUUGCUUUUGUGACGAUUGCAGUAGUGGUACUAGUAAUAGAAGAAGAAUGCGUUUUACUGUAUUGACUUUCUGAAGGGCUUUUGUUUCUGUUUUUCGUUCUUGGUCGUGGAAUAAUGGGAGAAAUGGUUUGUUGUUCUUGAAUAGUUAUUAGCCUACGAUGAUUGAACGACUCAAUGUAAGCACAAGAAAAGUUUGUGAAACGUGAAAUUGUUGAAAGAGGUUUUGUAUGAUUAUUCAAAUGCAAGUUUUACUUUCACGAAUGAAGAUCGUGUGUGUUCAAUUUUUUUUUUUUUAAAGGAACUAUGUAAAGUAAGAUUUCUCGCAAGUAAACUAGUUAAGCACCUCACGUGUGAAACACCUAUGUUUUCGUACCAUA
This is a messenger RNA of Linum tenue, 2216 nucleotides long. The record is from the annotation of a GenBank genome assembly. NCBI's taxonomy places the organism in Eukaryota, Viridiplantae, Streptophyta, Magnoliopsida, Malpighiales, Linaceae.